Molecule: messenger RNA, 756 nt
Organism: Endocarpon pusillum Z07020
Lineage: Eukaryota; Fungi; Ascomycota; Eurotiomycetes; Verrucariales; Verrucariaceae
Exons: 2
Coding region: 1-756 (251 amino acids)
Biological process (GO): GPI anchor biosynthetic process
Cellular component (GO): endoplasmic reticulum membrane; mannosyltransferase complex
Molecular function (GO): mannosyltransferase activity
Source: RefSeq, a predicted model, not a curated record
AUGUAUCUCUCUUACUUUCUAUUAUGCCUAUAUAUCGUGCAUGCUUUGGCAAAUGUUGAAAAGACAAUUUUCGUGGCCCCACCAGCUAUCUCCAUUCCUACGGCUCAUCCUAACCUGGAUGAUCUCUCAUUAAUCCCGUUGUCACCCUUACAUCUCUCCGUUAGGACACGGUUGAAUGCCUCCUUCCCUACCGAUGAUGCUGCCAACGGCAGUGAGCACUGGUUGCUCCUUGACGGUCUAUCUCCUGGUGCACGUUAUGAGGUAAGGAUAUGUUGGCUGGCCACGCAACCAACAGCGUUCUCACUAGACACUUUCACACUCCAAAACGUUUUCGACAAUCCUCCUUUAAUCGGCUCGUUGAGUGCAUACGCCUAUGCUCGUCAUGCGGAGAUAGAUGACCUCGAGCACCAGAAACUCGUGGCCCGUCGAGCAAAACAGUCACCUGGCUUGUCCACAUCAACAGAGGACCGAGCUUCGAUUCUGUUCCUACGUAUCUUCGCAGCUGCUGACUAUUAUACUCUCGACAAGAGCCUUAUGGAAAAUGUUCCGCCUGUUCUUGUAGACAUCAUUCUUGAUCCUUACAUCCUAAACAUCUUCCCCAAAUCUCUACUUCCUACUGCGGGGUAUAUCAUAGUGGUUGCUGUUUUGGGCUGGUUCCUCUCCGGAUACGUUUGGCAGCUAGUGCUGAAGCUCGUCAUUUCUGCAGAAGAUGGGAAAAGCAAGCAAGAUAGGCAGCCUAAAACCAAGACAUCUUAA